CAGCCCACGGAGAGAUUUCGCUUGGUUCUCGGAGGGGCCCCAGUGUGUGCUGAGGGCCGAGGGCGUGGGCGUGAGGGAAGGAGGGGCUGAGUGGGCGGCGGGCCCACCCCUUUAUUCGUGGCCUGCGGCUGGGCUGAGCGUGACCAGAUGUGUUGGUAACAGGUCGCUACUCUGAGGUGCAGGCAGGAGACAAGCGCUGCAGCUGUCGGAACAGAAACAGCGUCCCCCGGCUGUGCUCAGCCCCUGGAGCCGCCGCCGCCCUGGGGGAAGUCCAGGUUAAGAAACGCACCUCGGGCGGAGACCCUGGUGAAGGGCUGCAGCCAGCUGAGCGCAGGGAGAGAGCGCACCGUCUAAGAGAGCCACCUGACGCCAAGCACACAGGCCACCACCCUUCACUUCGUGCAGAGCCGCCGAGCCCUGUGUCUAGGUCGUUUGGGAGACGCCUUGGAGAGUCAAGAAUAAAAUUGCAGGUCAAACAAUGGAUGACUGGAAAAGUCGGCUUGUAAUCAAGAGCAUGCUUCCCCAUUUCACCAUGGUGGGAAAUCGUCAGGAGCCCAGAAAGCUCCAGGAAUCGAGAACCAUUAAGAGGAGACAGGAAGGAGACAACUUUCAGUUUCCAGGCAUGGCUGAUGGGGGUUACCCUAAUAAAAUUAAGAGGCCCUGCCUUGAAGAUGUCACCCUUGCUAUGGGCCCAGGUGCCCAUCCCAGUACCCCCUGUGCAGAGCUGCACGUUCCUCCAUUAACAAUGAAUCCUAGCCCUGCAGCUGUAGGAGUAAGUAACCAGUCAUUACUGCUGGAGAAUAAUCCCAUGAAUGGCAGCAUUAUGGACUCACCAUUUGUGGUGCCAUCAACUACAGAAAUGGGGCUGAAAGAGCCCACUGUUCCUUACUAUGAGAAAAUCAACAGCAUGCCGGUUGUAGAUCAAGAACUUCAAGAUCUGCUGGAGGAGCUAACCAAAAUUCAAGAACCUUCUCCAAAUGACCUGGAUCUGGAGAAGAUACUGGGAACCAAGCCAGAAGAGCCACUGGUCCUAGAUCAUCCCCAGACAACUCUAAGCACGGCUCCCAAGCCUUCAGUUCAGAUGCCUCACUUGGAAGGCCUUGGUUCCGGCAAGGAGUUUGCCUCUAGUUGCAGCCAAGUCACUGGUGUGUCACUUCAAACACACCCUCCCUCCUCUGCAGGGAUCAGCUAUUCGAUCCCUUCCACUAGUAAGCAGAUGGUCUCACCCAGUUCUUCAACAGCACAGGCCAAGAACCAGGUCCAGGCCAUGCUCCCUGGCACUUUGCCCCCACUUCCAGUGCCUCAGUGGCACCAUGCCCACCAGCUGAAGGUGCUGGCAGCCAACAAGCAGGGAUCUGCUACAAAGCAGAGAGGGCCCAGCCCCAGUUGGUCUGGCCUGCCUCCUCCAGGCCUCUCUCCACCUUACCGCCCGGUGCCAUCGCCACACCCGCCGCCACCACCUCCACCACCCCCACAGCCACAGCCAUUCAGCACUCAGAGUCUCAUGGUAUCCUGUAUGUCAUCCAGCAGCUUGUCAGGCAGCACUCUACGAGGCUCUCCCAACGCCCUGCUAUCGAGCAUGGCGCCCAGCAGCAGUGCGGCCCUGGGCCCCGCCAUGGCUUAUGCUCCCGAGAAACUCCCCAGCCCCACUCUCACGCGACAGCCACAGUUCAGCCCACAGAGCUCCAUUCUUGCCAACCUCGUGUCCUCUACCAUCAAAAACCCUCAAGGACACCUGAUGUCUGCUCUGCCCGCCAGCAACCCUGGGCCAUCGCCACCCUAUUGCCCGGAGAAGCUGUCGAGCCCAGGCUUGCCACAGCAGUCGUUCACCCCACAGUGCUCGCUGGUGCGGAGUGUCACCCCUACCAGCACCCUGCUUGGACAGCAGCAGCAGCAGCAGCAGCAGCAGCAACAGCAGCAGCACGCAAACAUGAUCUUUAAGCCCAUGACUACCAGUUCAUCCAAAACCCUGAGCAUGAUCAUGCAGCAGGGGCUGAUGGGCUCCAGCCCAGGGGCCCCGGAGACAUUUACUUUUAGCAACACCAAGCCCUUGUCCCAUUUUAUUUCUGAGCCAGGCCCCCAGAAGAUGCCCUCCCUGCCUGCCACCUCGAGGCAGCCUUCCCUGCUCCACUACCUGCAACAGCCCACACACACGCAGGCUUCUUCUGCCACCGUCUCCUCCACCGCCACCGCCACCCUGCAGCCGCCGCAGCAGGCUGACCAUUCUUCGUUCCUCCUGCAGCAGAUGAUGCAGCCCCCGCGCUUUCAGCGGCCAGGGGCCUCCGAUGCCAUGAGCACCCUGCCCAGACAGGGCUGUUGCCAUCUGUUUGCAUGGACUUCUGCAGCUAGCUCGGUGGAGCGCCGGCAUCCGCACUGGAACUCUUUCACUAGCAGGCAAGAUGCUCACCCCGGAGACAUGGCGCCAGCUACCAUUACUCAUGUAGACAAAGCCUGCAAGCUUGGGGAAGCCAGGCCCCCCCAGGUCAGCCUCGGGCGACAGCCCCCAUCCUGCCAGGCCCUGGGGAGUGAGUCCUUCCUGCCCAGCAGCUCCUUUGCUCAUGAGCUGGCCCGAGUCACCUCCUCGUACAGCACCUCAGAGGCAGCGCCCUGGGGCAGCUGGGAUCCGAAGGCCUGGAGGCAGGUGCCUGCUCCACUACUGCCUAGCUGCGACGCUGCAGCAAGAGAAGCAGAGAUCAGGUCUUAUGGCAAUGACCCCUGAACAGCGGAGUGCAUAUAUCGCCCAACAGAUGAGUCAAUUUCAAGCCGUCCAAGAACAAGUCACCUCCAAGUGUAGCCGGACCAAGGCAGCCCCCCCAUCCAGCCAGCACAUGAUGCCACCAAAAACUGGACACCUUCAGAACAAUCUAAGUCCAGGAAUGAUGCCACCAGGCAGGGACCAGAGCCGUCAGGACGUGGGCGUGAUUUCACCCACUCCGGGGAAGCAGCACAGAACUUUAAGCCCCAGUACUCAGUCUCCCGUGCCCUCCCGUUUUGGCCAGAACCCCCUGGGAAGACUCGGCUCUGUCUGCCAGCAUAUGCAGAGUCCCAAGACCAACCCCACAGGAGUGCCCCUGCCUGGGUCCUGUCCCAGCUUCCCAGGCAGCCAGGCCCUGAGUCCCCACCAGCUCAGACAGCCCAGUAUGCCAAGAAUGCCCACUGUGUUCAACAAUGC
Otolemur garnettii (small-eared galago) is the source of this 3172-nucleotide messenger RNA. It is a transcript of the gene MAMLD1, whose product is annotated as mastermind like domain containing 1. Gene Ontology annotation, cellular component: nuclear body. The transcript has 8 exons. Bases 479 to 2719 code for a protein of 746 amino acids. Gene Ontology annotation, biological process: regulation of transcription by RNA polymerase II. The record is from RefSeq and is a predicted model, not a curated record. Lineage: Eukaryota; Metazoa; Chordata; Mammalia; Primates; Galagidae.